This is a messenger RNA of Portunus trituberculatus (swimming crab), 4505 nucleotides long. Its product is annotated as solute carrier family 35 member F6-like. Bases 577 to 1770 code for a protein of 397 amino acids. The record is from RefSeq and is a predicted model, not a curated record. The transcript has 10 exons. Gene Ontology annotation, cellular component: intracellular membrane-bounded organelle; membrane. NCBI's taxonomy places the organism in Eukaryota, Metazoa, Arthropoda, Malacostraca, Decapoda, Portunidae.
UCACUCCUCCCUACACCACCUGCCUUGUCACUCCACUCACUCUUCUCCCUCACACUCAAACACUCUAAUAAUUCAGCUCGUCACAUUUUUGUAUAGAGAAAGAAGUAAUUUUUUUUUAUUUACCUUUGAGAUUGUGUUGUUGUUUAAAUUUGUGCGUGGCUUCAGUUAAGAGUGUUAAGUUAUUAGCGUGUGUGUGCGCGUAUGUGUGUGUUCUUAAGGUGUUUGUGAGAGGUAGAACACACUAACACACUGAUGCUAACUCCCGACACACGCACGCACGCUCUCUAGCGAACACACACUCUACACUUACAAUAAACUACACACACACAUGCACACUCUCUAGCGAACACUCACACAUACACACACUCUACACUUACACUAAACCACACACACACUCUAGCGAACACUCACACAUACACACACUCUACACUUACACUUACCCACACACACACACACACACACACACACUCUAGCGAACACUCACACAUACACACACACACUCUACAUUUACUCUAAACCACACACACACACGUACACACUUUAGUGAACACACAAACGCUCGUAUAGACAGACACAAUGGGGUGGACAAAGAAGCAGAUUCUCCUGGCUUUGAUGAUGGUGGUAACAGGGUCCAUCAAUACUCUCUCCACAAAAUGGGCAGACGAGAUAGAUGCAGAGAAUUCAGCUGGAGAGGUGACCAAAUUUGUACAUCCAUACUUCCAGACAGAGGGAAUGUUCAUCGGAGAAAUAUUAUGUAUGUUGGCUUUCUAUAUAAUGAGGUGUAUGGAGAGGAGGAAGCGACGGGAGCAGGUGGAGAUGUCGCCUUCCACUACACAGUCGACCAAGUUUCCGAAAUACAUCUUCCUCCUGCCAGCGUUGUGUGACACUCUGGCCACCUCCACCAUGUACCUCGGCCUCACACUCACCUACGCCAGCUCCUUCCAGAUGCUAAGGGGUGCCGUCAUAGUGUUCACAGGCCUGCUCUCUGUUGCCUUCCUGGGCCGCAAGAUUAAGUGGUUCCAGUGGCUUGGCAUUCUUAUCAUCAUUGUGGGACUUGUCAUUGUUGGAGUCUCGGAUAUUCUCGUCCCAACCGGUGAAGGGGAUUACACGACUAACAAGAUUAUUACUGGUGACCUCCUCAUCAUUGCGGCCCAGGUGAUCACAGCGUCCCAGAUGGUGUUAGAGGAGAAGUUUGUGCUGGGCCAUGAUGUGCCUCCUCUCCUGGCAGUGGGCUGGGAAGGUGUGUUCGGGUUCACCAUCAUGACAAUUCUGAUUAUUCCGUUUAACUUCAUCGACGGGGGAGUCUUCGCGCAGAACCCCAGUGGUACCCUAGAGGACAUCCCAGACGCCUUCUACCAGAUUGGCACCACCCCCCUCCUGCUGGUGCCCAUUCUUGGUAACAUCUUCAGUAUUGCGUUCUUCAACUUUGCCGGCGUGAGUGUGACCAAGGAACUGUCAGCCACCACUAGGAUGGUCCUGGAUUCUGUCAGGACGUUGGUGGUGUGGAUCUUCUCUCUCAUCAUCACCUGGCAGGAGUUCCAGUACCUGCAGCCGGUUGGUUUUGUGGUGCUCAUAUUGGGGAUGAUGCUGUACAACGACAUCAUCAUCCUGCCAUUCUGCCGUUCGAGAGGGUGGAUCAGCCAGACAGAGACACCCGAUGACACAGAGCCCGUCAUCGCGGCAUCGUCCUCCUCCGCCUCCUCCGCCAGGAUUGUUGAGGCGGACAAGAGGGGCAUUGACAACCAAGGCAGCACAGUGGAGGUGAUGUGAGGAGCAGCGUGUGACAGCUAGAGGCUUAAGACAGGUGUGUGUGUGUGUGUGUGUGUAGGGAAGGUUCGAACGUCACUGGAAGCAAUAGAACAUGGAUUGAUUUGCUACAGUUGGGAUUUUUUAACAGGUGUGAUUUAGAAAGCCAUAUAUGUGAUGAGUAACUGUCAGGUGUGCACAGGUAGAAGGUUAAAGGCUGAAAUCUGACUUGUUUUCAUAAUUUUUCAGCCUGAUUUGGUUUCUCGUGUUGAAUUUUAAGAUGUUGAGAAGUGUGUGAAUUGAAACAGGUGUGUGUGUGUGUGUAGGGAAGGUACAAGCGUGACUGGAAGGAAUAGAACAUGAAGAUUGAUUCGUUACAGCUGGGAUUUUUUAACAGGUGUGAUUGAAAAAGCUAUACAUAUGAUUAAGUGUCAGAUGUGUAUAGGUGGAAGGUUCAAGAUUGAAAUUUGCCUUUUUUUUUUCAUAAUUCUUCAACUAAUUUAGCUUUUUGUGUUGAAUUUAAGAUGUUGAAAAAUAUGUGAAUUAUUUUUUCCUUGUGUUGUGGCUCAGUGUUUUUUUUUUUUUUUUUUUUUUUUUAUAUAUAAUAAUAAGGGGGAAAACUGGCUAAGGGCAACAAAGGAUAUAAAAAAAAGAAGGCCCACUUGAUUGCCAGUUCCCAUGCAGGUCAGAGAGUCAGCCAUAAGAAAGGGACAGAUGCCCUGAAACCUCCAUCUUGUUGGUUUGUGAGAGCACUGGCCAGGUUUAGCAGUGUUGUGUGAAUUGAGUUGCACAUUAGUUACAGGAACAGCCUUUUUCAGAAUGAGGUUUAUUGGAUUAAAAUUAAGCUUACUGAUAUUUGGAUGUUAUUGGAAUGCAUAUCAGGGUUUUUUAAGUGCAUUGAGUUUAUUUGUCUCUAACUUAUCUAUUCAAAAACUCACUUCCUUUAUCAGAUUGAAGAUUAUUGAAUAGAAAUUAAGCUUACUGAUAUUUGGAGCUUAUUGGAAUGCAUAUCAGGUUUACUUAAGUGUGUUGAGAGUGUCAGAAUGCAGAUUUAUUUGUCUCUCUUACUUACCUAUUCAAAAACACACUGGCCUUACAAGAAUGAGGUUUAUUGGAAUGGAAAAUUAAGCUUACUGAUAUUUGAGGCUUAAAGGAAUGCAUAUCAGGUUUAUUUUAGUGCGUUGGGUCUGUCAGAAUGCAGGUUUAUUUGUCUCUUCUACUUAUGUAUACACUAAGCUGGCAAUCCCACACACACAUACACACACACAGACACAUUUCUUUCACACUCAUCCUACCAGUUAGAAGGAACAAUUUUGUGAACCAUCCUAUCACACACACACACACACACACACACACACACACACACACACACACACACACACACACACACACACAUACCAAUUGAACUUAUGAAACAGGUUUAUUGAAGAAUGUAAAGACUGGAGGAGCUGUUUUCAUACUCAUACUCAUUCCUUAUCCAUAUUUCCAGUUGUGUCUUUAUUUUGUCACAUGUCUCAUACUGUUCCUAUACUUAAGUCUUCAUUUAUUGGCCUGUUGCUCUGGUGAAGUGAGGCGAGGCAGAAUAUUAAGGUUGUGUUCAUUCGAUCCUCUUUUACUCUUCCUAAUCUUCAAGUGUGAUAUGUUGUUGUUUUUAUAUUUCUAUUAUAUUUUUGGUGCUGGUGUAUUGGUUAUGGAGAUGCUACAGUACACCUUUCUAAAACACCUAAUGAUGGUCUUUACACUCUCACACUGAUAGAACACACUUAUAUUGCUACAGAACACUUGCUCACACACACAGAACACUUACACACACCCUUAUUACAUCACAUACACUCCCAUAACCUCCAACACACUUGUAACAUCACACAACACUAACACACACCCUUAUUACAUCACAUACACUCACUCACACACACCCAACACACUCAUAACAUUAUAUAAUAUUACAUCAAUCUCACUAUUACAUCACAUUAUCACAGCAUAACAUUGACAACAUACAUUCAACGUACACCCUCAAAAUACACACACUCUUAUUGUGGCAUAGAUUAACACACUCAUUCCUAACUCGUCCUUAUUGAGUUAUCUGCAUAUCAUUCACUGGACAUUAUUGAUAAAGUGAAUAUUGAGUCAUAUUUUUGUGUUUAUUUUUUUAUAUGCAUUUUUCAGUUAGUCAGUUCAUGAAAUUCUUAUUAAUUGUUAAGAAAUAGGUUAUGAAAUUUAUAUUUGAUUAUUGCUUCUUUUUUUUUCUAUAUUUUUGGAGAUCAGAGAAUUCAUUGUGAGAAAAUAAUGAAAUGAUGAAAAUUAGAAUAAGGUGAAUAUUGUAUGUAAUUAUUAGUGAGAAACUUAAAAAAGAAUAUAUUUUAUUAGAUGCCUGCCAUUUGAAAUACUAUAAAGAUAAUAAUAAUAAUGAUAUAAUAAAACAAAGUAAGAAUAACUCAACAAAUUAUCAUAAUCAAGAAAAAACACAACAAAACUGCUUAUAUAUCAGAACAGCAGUGGUUCUUCACCUUUGUACUACCACGCUCUCUCUCACAAUUUGUCCCUCCCUCCACGCCUUCCUUCCAUCCAUCAAUACUAUGCCCUCCCAGAUUAUAAAGAAAAAGGGGACAUUUCUGCAUUUUCCAUAAACUUCCCAUUACUUCACCAUGCUGUUGUUACGAGAGGGAUGAAUGUAGAGAAAUUUCUGCUUUUUCCCAAGGACUCCCAUCCACCAGUUUAACGCCUUCAGUACUGGAAUGCAACUUUACCAUGAGUUUUAA